This is a messenger RNA of Andrographis paniculata, 1762 nucleotides long. RefSeq lists its product as uncharacterized. NCBI's taxonomy places the organism in Eukaryota, Viridiplantae, Streptophyta, Magnoliopsida, Lamiales, Acanthaceae. Bases 142 to 1437 code for a protein of 431 amino acids. The transcript is spliced from 2 exons. Gene Ontology annotation, molecular function: protein binding; ubiquitin-protein transferase activity. The record is from RefSeq and is a predicted model, not a curated record. Gene Ontology annotation, biological process: SCF-dependent proteasomal ubiquitin-dependent protein catabolic process.
UGCUAGCUAUUCGGUAAUUGCAGCAAAAAGUUGAUUUUUCAACGGAUUUCCAACGCCUCCAGCUUGGUUUCCAGAUGUGACUCCGCCCGUCGAACCUGUUUCUAGAACUUCUUCAGAAAGUUUUCAAAACGCCCCACGUCAAUGGCUUCAGAAGAAGAAGAAGAAAGAUCUUCAAAACGCCACAAGUCCGGAAAAGAAGUCCAAGAAUCCCCCGACUUCUUGGCUUGUUCUUCGUAUGCUCCUUCAAAUUCACAGAAGGAGAUGCCGUGGCUCGAACAUAUCCUCGAAAGGGUUUUCUUCAACCUACCAGUUCAAUCCUUAGUCCGCCUCAAAUUUGCCUAUAAAGCCUGGGAAGAGAUCCUCACCAACCCCCGUUACUGGUUGUCAUCCAGCCCUGAACCAAAUCCGGCACUCGGUCUUGUGUGCAACAAUGUCCUGGGCAAGAACCCUCUGUUUCAAUAUUUCUCUUAUGAGAAUCAUCAUCAUCGAAUCGACUCAAAUCAGGAGAGGAGCGGCAUGUUCGACGAUAAGUUCUUAAAGAAUGCUUCCUCCGCCAGCAUUCUGCAUUCUUCAGGUGGCAUGUUGCUUCUUACUUACAUGCCUCGUGACUCUAACUCCAUGGAGCCAUGCUAUGCGAUCUACCAUCCAGCCACCAGUCACUUCUCCAGACUAGACCUCCCACCGGAGUUUCAGCUACCGAGGCUUUCUUUUAUGUACGUAGUCUAUGAUCCGGACGAAACUAAUGAAUACACAAUUGUCGGCAUUCGUUAUGUCCCGUGCAAAGGGUACAGGGUCGAAGUUUACUGGCCUCUCCUAGAGACAAUCGUUUCUUAUCCCCAUUACAUGAACAUAGUCAACUUUGAAAAUGGUGUCUACUGCAAUGCAAGACUUCACUGGAUCUGCGAGGGCGAUAUCGACUUUUCCUGGUAUUACGUCGUCCACACAGGCUCGCUUCAGAUAAUGCCGAGUAUUAAGUCUGCUAUGACAGAGGAGGAUUUCGAGACAGAUUGGACGGAGAAUUACUUUUUCGGAGAGUCUUUCGACCGCUUAACUUUUGUUCCAAUCGGACGCUCGACGAUGAUAUUCAGUGUCUAUCAGAUGAAGAGCAUAAAGAACGACUACAACACUGGAACUGGAUGGACCAAAACUUAUCAGGUUAAUCUUUCCCGUGAUCAUCCUUAUCAAUUGAACCAUCUUGGUCUUCAUUGUGGCAGCUUCGGUGUAAUUGCUGUGAUUCAUAGCAGCUAUCACACCACCGAGCGCUCACCCUCAUACUUGGUUUUCUAUUGUAGUCCAGGGAAAGCUCUUAAAUACAAUCUUGCUUCCAAGACUUUCAAAAUCCUAAUUGGAUUUGAGGACUUCCCUGUAGCGGGUGAUACUUUCCAAGUGAGGGGUUCAUUAGGGUUUCAAUACAAGGACACCAUUUAUUAUCCAUGAUUCAUUCAAUUCAUAUAAUAAGGAAGAACCAUAAUUGAUGUGAUAUAUGAUCGAUCGCAUGAUUGUUCUUUGAACACCUCACCUUAGCUCGUGGAGUACAGUGGAUAUAUAGAUAUAUUGUGGGUGUGGUGUGGUGUGGUGUGGGAUAUUGUUGUAUGUUCCCAAAACAAACAAACAUACAUAUUACUUACUGCGCGCUCAAGCUACUUAGUUGUAGAAAUCUGUCCAAAUAAUUGUGUUGUUGGUACAAUUCAUUCUGUAUUCGGAUCCGAAUUUGUCUUUCAUUUCAUGGAAUAUAUUCUUUGGAUGUCUGUCAUUGGUGAGA